AUUUGUAUACGAAAUGAUACGAGAUAAGUGCAAAUGUUUACCUACGACCGAUUAAACUUGUGACUGUUAAAGGUGUAUUAAAAUUAAAGACCAAGAUGUUACUUCUCAUGAUAUCUGAUAAGAAAUUGUCAAUUAUAUUAACUGCCUUGUGGUGAUAUGAUGUUCGUGUUCAGUAUAUUCCUAUUGUUUACCUUGGUGACAGCUCAACCAAAUACGCAUGACUUAGAUCUCGCAUCAGUUGUGAAAAACUUGCAAGAUGAUCUACACCGCUUGAAAAUACAGGUUGAGAACUUGGAAGAAAGUCACAAAACGUGUGUCUCAACGUUGAAAUCUUUUGGACUUGUACACAGAAAACGAUUGUUGCUACCAGAAAAUGACCAAUCGGACCAUGUAGCCUUUUCUGCGCAUAUCUCAUCCGGAUUUACAGCUGCUAGCUUAGGGAAAGGCCAUGAGGUUGUUUAUGAUGUAAGCGACACCAACGUCGGAAACGGAUAUGACAAUGUUACAGGAACAUUCCGUGCACCAUCAGCCGGUGUGUAUGGCUUUACGUGGACAAUUUGUGCUGACAAUCAUGGUGAAAUACAAGUUGAGCUGGUUAUUAAUGGACGUCAACGUGGGGUUAAUCAUGUUGAUUCGGAAAUUAGCAACGAUCUCGAUUGUUCAACCGCCUUUGUCAUCGAAAAGGUAAAUAUGGGUGAUUUUGUCUUUAUUCGGUCGACAGUUGCAGGCGAAGGACUAUUUAUGAGCGACGGUAGAGCUCGAUGGGCAUUUUCCGGUUGGAAAUUAUUUUGAAUUGGUACCUAAUUGAAUGAUUUGAG
Molecule: messenger RNA, 818 nt
Organism: Mytilus trossulus (common blue mussel)
Lineage: Eukaryota; Metazoa; Mollusca; Bivalvia; Mytilida; Mytilidae
Product: complement C1q tumor necrosis factor-related protein 3-like
Exons: 2
Coding region: 157-792 (211 amino acids)
Molecular function (GO): protein binding
Source: RefSeq, a predicted model, not a curated record